AUGGCCGUGGAUGACAAUCAAGUCAUUGCCAUCUCCACCUGCAAUGUCGGCGUCGGUCCAGGCGGAAGCACCUCGAUGCUGGCACGCGUGGCUAUCGUAGACUACCGGGGUCAAGUCGUGCUUGACACCUUCGUCGCACCGAGUCCUGCCACGCCCGUAGCCGAUUAUCGGACCGCCUCCACAGGCAUCCAGCCUCACCAUCUUCACAAUGCGCCAGCCUUCUCAGCCGUCCAGGCCCGCGUAGCGCAAAUCAUACAAAACAGGAUCCUUGUCGGCCAUUCAUUGUGGAACGAUCUCUCCGUUUUAGGAAUUCCACAUCCUGCGGUAAACACGCGUGACGUGGCCCUCUAUCAGCCAUUCCGGAAUGCCCUCCGGGUUCAGGGCGCAGGCCCCAACCAGAUAAUCGGGCUCAAGACGCUCAUGUGGCAUUUCAUGAGGCGAAGAUGUGGCGACGAGAAUGUAUGUCCGCUCGAAAAUGCACGAGCCGCUAUGGACCUCUACCGCUCUAGUUAUCAAGAAUGGGAAGUCGCUAUUAACGGCGGGCAUUGGCCGUGCGCUUUGCCCCCUUCCACAUUCUCCCGAUGUUAUACAUAG
Gloeophyllum trabeum ATCC 11539 is the source of this 594-nucleotide messenger RNA. RefSeq lists its product as uncharacterized. The record is from RefSeq and is a predicted model, not a curated record. Lineage: Eukaryota; Fungi; Basidiomycota; Agaricomycetes; Gloeophyllales; Gloeophyllaceae. The transcript has 5 exons. Bases 1 to 594 code for a protein of 197 amino acids. Gene Ontology annotation, molecular function: 3'-5' exonuclease activity; nucleic acid binding. Gene Ontology annotation, biological process: rRNA processing. Gene Ontology annotation, cellular component: nucleus.